This is a messenger RNA of Telopea speciosissima, 1462 nucleotides long. RefSeq names its product THO complex subunit 4D-like. Bases 386 to 1231 code for a protein of 281 amino acids. Gene Ontology annotation, cellular component: nucleus. Gene Ontology annotation, molecular function: mRNA binding. NCBI's taxonomy places the organism in Eukaryota, Viridiplantae, Streptophyta, Magnoliopsida, Proteales, Proteaceae. Gene Ontology annotation, biological process: mRNA export from nucleus. The record is from RefSeq and is a predicted model, not a curated record. The transcript is spliced from 7 exons.
AGCCUUAACCCUCCUCGCCUUUCCACGAAAUAAAGGCGAAACUUUCAGAAACCCUAAGAUGAAUCUCUGAGAUUCCUUUUCCUUCCAUUCUAUUGUAAUUUUGAUUAUCUUCGAAGCUCGAUCUUUUUAAAUCUCAGGAAAACGUCCCAAGCUUGCCAAAUCGCUGUUCUCGAAUCUUCCUCUCUACCCUAGCUCUGGUCAUCUUCUCAUCAUCGUCUCCCUGGAUCGAGAAAAUUACUGCUCUGUUGUUUUUGCUGGAAUUUUGUUUCAGCCUCUUUCAUUGUUUUCUGGUUACCGGCGAGAUCUGCUGCGCUUUACUAGGUAUUUAAUUAUCAGGUGCUUUUUUCUUUUCCUUCUUCGUCAUUGUUAGAAUUUAGAGAUCCCAAUGGCAACAUCUUUGGAUAUGUCACUUGAUGAUCUGAUAAAGAGCAGAAGUACUAGCGAGAGAGGGAGAGGAGGACGAGGCCGGGCCAUGCGAGGCCGAGGCAGAGGUCAAGUCACAGGACGGAGUUUUGGCCGUGGAAGAACGGGAGGAAAUCGUAGAGGGGCUCUAAGGGUGAAUGCACGGACAUCAUCUUAUGCAAUUGCCAAGUCUUUCAGCAGACCCAAGGAUUUUACAUGGCAACAUGAUUUGUUUGAAGAUAGCCUGAUGGCUGCAGGGAUAUCUGGAAUUGAAUCUGGAACAAAAUUAUAUGUCUCAAAUUUGGACUAUGGUGUUAGCAAUGAAGAUAUAAAGGAACUUUUCUUUGAGAUUGGAGAGCUGAAGCGGUAUGCAAUCCACCACGACAGAAAUGGGCGAUCAAGUGGUACGGCCGAGGUGGUGUUUGUUAGAAGAAGUGAUGCAUUAGCGGCUGUUAAGCGAUAUAAUAAUGUUAUACUGGAUGGGAAGCCAAUGAAGAUUGAACUCAUUGGCACCAAUCUGGAAAUUCCUGUUUCAGCUCGGGUGAAUGUAAUUGGAGCAGCAAAUGGAAGAGGAAAGAGAACGGUUGUUAUGACGCCUCAAGUGCGUCGAGGUGGAGGUUCUGUUCCAGCAAAUCGUGGUUCUGGGUGGGGCCGUGGGGUUCCCUGGCAUGGUCGUGCCCGUGGUCGUGGCGGUAGCGGUGGCCGUGGCCGUGGCCGUGUUCGUGGUCGGGGACGUGGCCAGGGGAGGAAGCAACCUGUUGAGAAGUCAUCUGACGACUUGGAUAAAGAAUUGGAUAGCUACCAUGCUGAAGCAAUGCAAACAUCCUAGUUCUUAUCAGAUAUCUGAACUGAAACAUUAUUGGGUAGUUAGAAGAUUAGCAGAAUGAGCUGUAUACAGAAGUUGGCAAUGGGGCAUUGUUACAGUGGUAAAUUUUUUGGGUUGUUAUGUUCAUAUGCUUCGCUCCUGGUUAGAAUUCAGGUUCUAAUCUAUUAGAAUUUGAAGUAAUCUUAAUGUGGACAAAGUAGUUAGUGUAAGAUCCUUCAAUACCUUGAUUUGUGU